Messenger RNA from Symbiodinium necroappetens, 1511 nucleotides. NCBI's taxonomy places the organism in Eukaryota, Dinophyceae, Suessiales, Symbiodiniaceae. The record is from the annotation of a GenBank genome assembly.
GCAAGUUCGAUAUUCCCAAGGUCGAGGACAAGGAUUUCAAGGAAGGCAAACUGUUGAACGUUUCAGGCUUCGCCCCGUUGCUGGCGAAGAACACGGAGGCUGACAAACCGAUAUUCCUUCGGGAGCACCUUCUUCAAGUGCAUGAUGUAUCAGUGGCUACGUUGAAAGACAAUGGGGACAAAAUGUUGGUUUCGCUUGUCGGUUGUCCUGGAACAGGCAAGACGUGGUGCGGAUGGCUGGUGGCGAACACCCUGCAGUGCAAACACAAGGUGCAAGUGCUGCACCUGACCAUCAGAGGCACUGAUGUCAUUGCCAUUUGGGCAUCAGAUGGACGUUACCUAAAGAGCACCUACGAGAAGGUUGAUGUUUGGACGUCCAGCAUGUUGGGACAGGUCCUCACUGACAGCAAGUGCCAAGUCUGCAUCAUUGACGUGGGCGACCUCUUCUCCGACGAAGUUAAGAAGAUUUUCCGCGCAGUGCAUCACAUUCUUGAGAAAGACUCCAACGUCAUCAAGUUCAUGGGCUUGGUGUCUGGGCAUGGGCAGGAGGACAUCAUUGGCAAACAGUCCAACAUCCUAGGCAUGACUCAAAAGCUGGUGCUGUGGAGUUGGUUUGAGCAUGAGUUCCAAGCAUAUUGCAAUGCGACGAAGAUGACGGCCGACGUCUAUGCAAUUUGCGGCGGUUCCGUUCGCAAUUGCUUCCGUCCGAAGCAGGACAUGUCCGAGAUUUUCGAUGCUGUGAAAAAACUGAGUCAGGAUGAGAAGGACGGAUUCCUUAUGGUCAACACCCGUCCUACCAAUGAUGCCGAGCAGAAGCAGCGCUCUCACUUACUUGCCUUCUUCCCAGCGAACACGGACUCCGAUUUCAAAGAUGGUGUGGCUCAUGCGAAUCAAGUCCCAAGGUCCGACUACGUCAUUCAAUGCAUCAGAGCAGACACCCAAGGCAGUCCCAAGCGAGUCAAGGAGAUGUAUCACAUGUUGUUGCCUUACAACCCGGGUGCUGCGGGAACUGCUUUUGAGAUGCUGGUGCAUUUCGUUUGGAAGCAUGUCGUUGAGACCAAGCUCGACGUGAACUUGAGGCUGGAUUGGAGGCACGAUGAUAAGCCAAUGCAGAGCAUCGAAGUCAAGGGUGGCGAGUUGCAAGGCUACAAUUCGCAAGCAAUCGAGGAAUACGAGAACGAAGAGAAGAUUGCGGCUGAUGGCUUGACAGGGUAUUUUACUCCGAAAGACUUCAAGUAUCCGGUGUUGGACAGUCUCCUCCGAUACAAGCAUGGUGACGCAGUCAUGGUUCUCGCAAUCCAGAUCAGUAUCGCCAAGACGCAUCAACAUGGAGAGCCAGUUCAAAACACGUUGCUGAAAGAGGAAGCCGAGGGGGAACCCAAGCCAAAGCUGGCGCUCUGGGAUUUCAAAGCAGAGGGCAAAGAGUGCAAAUGGACACCGACCACCUCGGACUAUUGGGAUUUGAUGUAUGUGGAAUGCGAGGCAUUUGCACGAUGGUUUGAGCAAAUCUGA